This is a messenger RNA of Orbicella faveolata, 2253 nucleotides long. Its product is annotated as beta-1,3-N-acetylglucosaminyltransferase radical fringe-like. Gene Ontology annotation, cellular component: membrane. Lineage: Eukaryota; Metazoa; Cnidaria; Anthozoa; Scleractinia; Merulinidae. Gene Ontology annotation, molecular function: glycosyltransferase activity. The record is from RefSeq and is a predicted model, not a curated record.
ACCUGCAAAAGCUUGGCUAACCUCAAUAUUUCACUGGUUAAAAAGCGCGGUAAAGUUUCAAAACGGUUAUGACUAGUUACAAUGAAUUGCUUUCAAAAAGUUAAGACUGCUUUGCGAAGAUGAGACUCUACUACCAAACGAGACAGCUCCGCGGUUGACACCAGUUCAGAUUUCCUGUUACUAUAGAGUUUGGCAUGCAUCGAAAGAAUUUCCACCAUCUGCUGUGGCUUUAUAUGAUCUGAGGUGAAAAGUAAGACGCUGAAUAUCAAAUAUCCGUCUAUCGAGCGCAUUAAUUGGCGAUCUGCAAGACAUAUUCUCCUGUGAAACGGUCGCGGGCCUGUGUUGAGUUUUCGUGGGCAACGCGUUGAAAUAAUCAACCGCACCAUCUGGCGUUUUUCUUGAUCUUUGACUUCUAGAAAGUUUGGUGCGAUACUUAUUGACUUGUUCAAACAGGAAUUAGUGCCAACAGCAUCGCAAUGUGGUACGUAAUAGUUUUGGCGGGUUGCAGCUCAAGUCACAUGAAUUCGGUUUAAUUCAAGCUAAAUCAGUUAUACAGCAAUGGACUUCGUUUUGAAAGGCUAAUAGGAAGGACGAUGUAUCCUCCGAGGAGAAAAUGCAGAAAGCUGGUGGUCUGGAUUGGUUUGGCAGUCGUCGCGCAAGUAUUGUUCUCUUUAUUUUUGCACGGAGAGUUUAAUUUCGCACCAGUUAGACGCGCGAGAACUACUAAGAAACUCGAUAGGAUUAUAAAAUCACGUCUCUGGCUUCAAAGUCAAGAUGUCGAUCAAAUGGAAGGAAACCACAAGUUUAUUGCGCGAGCAAAACUGGAACAUGCUCGUGGCAAAGACGAGAGUAUAGAUUACGAAGAAAACUUGGUAAUUAGUGAAUUAAAAUCAACAGAUCUUCCGCGAAUGCCUGGAAGGAAUCUUCAUAACCCUCUGCGUGUCAUCGGCCGAAAUCAAGCUAUUAACCUAUCAACAGGGAUAAUUGGGCGCAAAGGACUCAAAGGGAAAGCAAUAUUUGAUGACCGAUCUGCCAAAAAGCAAACUAAUUUAAGUCACGAAAUUAGAACUGAAAAUCAUAGAAGGUCAAACAACUCUACGUUGGAAGAUUUACUUAUUUCUGUUAAGACAACUGGAGAUUAUCACGUUCCGCGCGUCUCGAUUUUACUUGACACAUGGUUUCAAAAUGCCCGGAAGCAGGUUUACUUUUUCACAGAUCGUGAAGAUGCAAAAAUGAAUGAAAGUUUAGGGGGACACCUUAUCAAGACACCUUGUGAAACAGGACACCAGAGGACAAAACUGUGUUGCAAGAUGCAAGCAGAACUAGAUUUGUUUGCAGAGAACUUGAAUGCAAAGUGGUUCUGCCAUUUUGAUGACGAUAACUAUGUCAAUGUACCGACAUUGGUUAAAACGUUGCAAAGUUUCAACCCGCAUGAAGAUGUCUACCUCGGCAAACCAAGUCUGCUGAAAGCGAUGGAGACUUGGGAUACACUGGAUGGAAGUAAGAAAAAGAAGUUUUGGUUUGCCACUGGUGGAGCAGGGUUUUGCUUGAGUCGUGCUCUAGUCAACAGAAUGGACCCUCAUAUCAGUAAUGGCAAGUUCGCACAAAGCUGUGAGCGGAUUAAGCUGCCCGAUGACUGUACUAUUGGAUUCAUAAGUGAAAGUCUUCUUAACGUGAAAUUGACAAGAUCAAGCCUUUUCCACUCUCAUCUGGAACAUCUUCCGGGUUUACAACAAAGCGAGUUCAGCAAACAAAUAAGCUUUAGUCACGGCUACAUGGGUGGCAGAUACAACCGUGUCAACAUCGACGGACCAUUUAACGAACACGUGGACCCCAGUCGGUUUAAAUCAAUCCACUGUCUCCUAUAUCCCGAGACAAGCUGGUGUCCACAGAACACGCGGGUGUCUGUGGUCGAAUGAAGUGGACAAAAUCCAGGGCAGUGUAAAAGGCUAAUCACAAUUCAACAGAUAACUUAAGUGUCAUUGUCAGAGGCUAUUUCAUAUUUAUUUAAUAUUAUCGAUAUUUUGUCCGGAAUCGCCUACUGAUCCAUAUUUUGUAAAACUAUUAGACUCUUGAAUUUAACUUAAAAGUUGCAUUUUAAAAUUUGUACUGUUUGUAAAAUAGGUCUGUAAAUAAGUUAUUGGUACAAUUUGUAUGCAAUAAAAGAAGUCCAAGAACAAAGUUUCCAGAAAACUGUUACAGACAUUCGUCGUUCGUCUGUAUAAAUAUUAAAAAUAAACGAAGUAUAUUUGA